AUGGCACCACCUGCUGGAGCAUCAACUUCCAAGGCGCCAUCGAUGAGGGCAUUGACUGCGAGGCUGAAGGCAGCUCAACUGUCCUUUAACGACAUUCAGCGGUUCACCGAGGCAUUUUCUGAUGCCAAUACUGCUACCGAUGUGGAAGUAUGUAUUGCAAAACUGGACGAGUUGUGGGAGAGCUACAGUGCUACCAUGGUAGAUAUCUUCGCUCAUGAAGAAUACAACGAGGAAAAGACGUCGCUCGAGAAGGAACGUGCGGAAUUCAGCGAUCGAUAUUAUGAGAUCAAGUCCUUCCUAAUGGACAAGAUCAAAUCGUUCCAGAAACCCCAGGUUCUGGAACAGCCCAAUCGAGGUGGAGAUGGGGCUUCAACAAUUGUCGAUCACGUACGUUUGCCGCAGAUCCAGUUGCAGACGUUCAACGGGGACAUCGAUGAGUGGCUGAGUUUCCGCGACCUAUUCACGUCGCUCAUCCACUGGAAGGUGGAUCUACCGGAAGUGGAAAAACUUCAUUAUUUGAAGGGCUGUCUUCAAGUAGAACCCAAGGCUCUUAUAGAUCCACUUCCCAUCACAAAAGCCAAUUAUCAAGUGGCGUGGGAUUUGCUGUUAAAGCGCUAUAAUAACAGCAAGCAGCUAAGGAAGCGGCAGAUACAAGCUCUCUUCAAGCUGCCCACACUCGAAGGAAUCAGGUUAACGCGAAGGGGGUGGGAAGAGGUCUCAUCGGCGAAGCCGCAGGACACCUUGGAGGAUUUAUUCGAGUUUCUGCGGCGUCGAAUCCAGGUUUUGGACAGCCUUCCGGCAAAAUCUACCGACACUAGGGGUGCCGGUCAAAUACAGCAGUACUCGAAGGUGAAGCAAUUAACGGUGAAGGCCAGCUAUAGCUCUACCCAAGCGUCAAGGGGACGCUGCGUUGUCUGUUCAUCAGAUCACUUUCUUUACCAGUGCAACGAGUUUCAUCGAAUGACGGUAUCGGACAGGGAUAGUCUACUGAAAACUCAUGGACUUUGUCGGAACUGCUUUAGGACGGGGCACCAUGCCAAGGAAUGCCAAUCAAAAUACUCCUGUAAGAACUGCAAGGGUCGGCACCAUACCCUAGUAUGUUUUAAGCAGGGAAAGGAGAAAGAACCCAAGGUGGCGGCAGUUGCUGGGGGCAACCAACCAUUGGUACCCAAGAAUCAAAGGGAUUUAUCCAACACCCAAGUGGCUAACGUGGCAGCCACGGAAGCUGUAGUGUCCGCUACAGCUCACCAACAUCCAACACGGGUUCUUUUGGCAACAGCAGUUGUGAUGAUUGAGGAUGACAUCGUCAGGCGGCGACCAAGGUUCGGCAAAGGAUUCAAGCGGUACUUCAUUCGCGAGUUUCUGACUAUUCCCGUGAGCUAG
Molecule: messenger RNA, 1383 nt
Organism: Armigeres subalbatus
Lineage: Eukaryota; Metazoa; Arthropoda; Insecta; Diptera; Culicidae
Exons: 2
Coding region: 1-1383 (460 amino acids)
Molecular function (GO): nucleic acid binding; zinc ion binding
Source: RefSeq, a predicted model, not a curated record